AUGAGUCUUUUUAAUUCGUGUGAAUCUUGUGAGAUUCACAAUUCGUAUAACAGUUCCGACUACAAAAACGAAAACCAUUUUGAAUCAAAGGUAAGGGAUUCUGAAUCUCGACAGAAUUUUGUCCGGACACUUUCCGUCGUAUAACAUAAUACGGGCUGUUUUAGGAGAAAUCUACAGAAAACGUAAAACAACGAGCAGGAGUAAUAUUUGUAGUGGUUCUACUGAUUCUACUGGUCGCUUCUGGAGUGUUUUACACUGUGGCCGGAAAAAGUAAGGGUUUAGCAUUUUUAGGUAACAAGAUUUUUUAAAAUUGGCAAAAAAUACGUUUAAAAAUAGUAAAUAGUGGUUUUUUCAGUCACUAAAGGUAAUUUGACAUUGUACACACAAAAUCAAACCAAAUAUGUCAUACCAAUCAUCUCUACUCUAAACGAAGGUACUAAUCAUAUCAAGAACAAGAUACAUUACGAUGAAUACUUGGCUACAUUCAAGAAAACUAGUCCUGUCCAGGUCAUUUGGACGUCUGACGCCACUUUUGUGUACACUGAUUCCUCUGGAGAUCUGAUAGUGAGUACUUAUCAAUUUCAUAAUAUUAAAUCUGUUUUUAUUGUAAACAUGUCGUUGUAGAAGUUUACCGUGCUACACAAUGGAACGGUGGUGAAGCCGGAAAUGUUCUUGAUGAAGAAGCAGCUGGACGACGAUGUUCCUGUGUUUAAUGUAGGAGCAUCAUAUGUUGCACUAACGAAGAAGAUCGACAGAACACCGUUCCAUCAGUUUACCGUCAGAGUAUCUUCAGUUCAAGAUAAUAACGUCGGGUCAGAGAUAGUUUUAUAUUCUAAUUAAUGAAGGACUUAAUGGCUGUAGAGUCAGGGGGCUUUUGUGGCUGCUAAACUUCGGUAAUGUUUAAUAUUAUGAUGUUUCAGAGUCUUCUUCAACGUUGGAGUUCGCAAUUCGCUGGAUCCAGUACAACACUUCGAAUGGUCGCCAGUUCAUGGAGCUUCGGACUUUGUGUUUGUAUACCUGAAUAACUUGUACUACCAGCCUGACAUCAAUCAGAAGGACGGAAUGUUACAACUGAGUGACAGCAGCUCUCCCUUUCUGUCACAUGGAAUACCGGACUUUAUGUCAUCAGGUACGUGAAAUCGUUAGUAACGUCAUGUAUAAUAUAAGGUCAUUGUAUAGACUUUAGUUUCUGUUUUAUUUAUUUUUGGCUAUUUUUAGUGUACAUAUAUGGCAACAAGAAACCUAUCUGGUGGUCUCCAUCAGGUCGAUUCAUCGCUUACGCUUCCUUUGAUGUUAGGAAUGUCACUCGUACCUCGGUAUCUUACUACAGAGACGACAUCUCACAGCCAUAGUAAGAGUUUUAAACUUUUUAUAUGGUGUAAUAAUGUCUGUAUUGCAUUGUGCAUUAGUAUUGUAAACUUCAAAAUAACCAUCGUAUAUUAGUAUUACCAUAGUAAGCUUUACAGUAUGCAUCCUUUACCGUGCCCACGAGCAGGAGACUCAGAGUUGCCAGAUGUAAUGUUAUGGAUAUGGGACAAAGUGGAGCAGACGAAGCAGUUUGCGAUGCCCUCCGAGAGAUUCUUCAAUGAUGGACCUACCUCGUACGUUUAUUAUCUUGAAUCUUUACUGUUACAGUAACUUGCAUUUUUACAGUGUAAUGGUGUUAAAGCUUACCACAGAAUUAACGAAAUAAAAUAUUAUGAGCACGUUACUGGUGUUGGUCUUACACUUUUGUUUUCAUUGUUUUUUUUGUUAUUUCCGCGUUAUGUUCUAGCACGUCAUGUGUAAUAUAACUCCGUGUUUAAGUCUCAAGUACCUGGUUUGGUCCCAGUGGUUCACAAAUGAACAGUUUGGCGAGUUUUUACUGAACAUUUGGACAAAUCGGAUCCAGAAUUUUGUCGCGGCGAUGAUCUGUAUGCUGAAUGAACCUUGUUUCCGGGUAAUAAUAACAUCUGAUACCUAACAUUACUUUACAGUUCUUCAAGUUCAAGUACUCAGUAAGUGGGAAACAGUUGUGGUUGGACCCACGGAAACAUUUCCAAUUGAAAUUUGCGACAAAAACCGGCUUUUUCUUGGUCUUACCACGACAACAUUCGAAUGGAGAGAUAUACGACAGCAUUGCCUUUAUUGACAUUGUAAGUUACUUCAGUUACUGCAACUGAGUAUUGUGAUAUCUUAUUAUACCUAAGGUUUUUAGAGUCAGGUACAAGUUGGGAGACCUCGCUACAGCGUCAAGUUUCACAGUGGAGCGUUUGAUGUGGAUGAGAUUGUAGGAUACGACGCUGAGCAAGAUGAUCUGUCGGUUUUAAUUUGUUAUGUUAUCGACAAUCCAGGAUUAGGAGAAGUUAUUUCUAUUUCAGGUUCUUCACGGCACAAGGUGGCUUCAUAGGCGAGAUGCAUCUGUUCAGAGUACCAACAGCGUCUGGUGCCAAUGGAAUAGUACCACAAUGUAUUACAUGUCCCGUAGAGGAUUGUAAGUACACUUCUGUCAUCUUCUCGCCCAACUCUAGGAAGAUGGUAUUGAAUUGUGAAAAGGCCUUCAAAGCCAGUGUUAUGAUUGUGAAGACGACCGACGAGAUUCAGAAAAGUAAUAUUGAUAAGGACAGUAUGAUAAGAUCAGUUUAAGGUGUUAAGGUCAAGUACACGGACACUGAACUCCCAGUUGUUGGUGAACAGCCUACAAUAAGAUACGAAGUCAUCAAGCUGCCUAAUGGAAUGUGUAGGUUUUGUAUCAUAUUGUGUUAGUUUACUCAAAGGUCUUUUUGUGAAAUACUUAAAACUUACAGUAGCCUACGUGCAAUUAACCCUACCUCCUCACUUUGACUCCGAACUUGUGUAUCCAGUUAUCUUUGACAUGGAGGGUGAUAUUGGCAUGAAUAAUGUGUGGAAACGAACUCCACACCCUUACUUGUUGUUCUUGUCGGUCACUUAUCAUGUUAUCAUUGUCAAGAUAGAUGCUCGAGGAUCUUCUUUACGAGGAUGGCGACUAAAGAGUUCAGUGUUACAUGACGUUGGAGGGCCUGAUGCUGACGACAAAUUGGAAUGCUUAGGGUAUACGUUUGUCAGCAUUUUGAAUUUUUUGAUACUGUGAUGCUAACUGUUUAAUCAUACUGUAAUUUGUGGUGCUUAAGGGUUUUAAUUGAUUUUAGAAGGUUGAUGAAACGAUUACAUUACAUGGAUGCUACAAGAGUUACUGUGUCUGGCAGAGGUUACGGUGGUUUUAUAGCGCUCCAAAUGGCAGUCAAGGACGGGGGGUCAAUGGUAAAAUGUCUGGCGUUAAGAUCACCGAUCACUGACUUCAGAUUUCAAAGUAAUUUUAAUUUUUAAAAAUUUUACAUUGUAAUACAGGUGCUGCAUAUGCGGAAAGAUACCUACAUCUACCGAGCGACAAUGAAGAAGGGUAUGAGACAGCGUCGCUUAUCACUAGAAACAAGGUGGAUUCUAUCAAAGACAUUAAGAUCUUCCUGGCACACGGAGGGGCUGAUCAACAUGUACAAUAUCAGAACUCGGCACUGCUGGCUGCGAAACUUCAGAAGAUGAACGUCCAUUUCCAUCAAGUUGUAGGUAUUUAAUGUUCUGUUGAGGCGUUACUUUUGUGUUUUAUACAUAGGUUCUUUACAUUAUGACUAUCGGUGUCUUGGUCACUACUGUAAUACCUGCGUUCAGGUGUACCCUAGUGAAGGCUACGAACUAGAUGGUGUGUUACCCCAUUUCUACAGCGAACACGAGAACUUUCUGGCGUCUGAAUGUUUGGUUUAA
This is a messenger RNA of Bursaphelenchus okinawaensis, 3759 nucleotides long. The record is from the annotation of a GenBank genome assembly. Lineage: Eukaryota; Metazoa; Nematoda; Chromadorea; Rhabditida; Aphelenchoididae.